CUGGAAUCCAAAGAGUGUGAAGGCGACAGGCAUGGACAACGCGGGCAAGGAACGGGAGGCGGUCCAGCUGAUGGCGGAGGCCGAGAAGCGCGUGAAGUCCUCCCACUCGUUCUUGAGAGGGUUGUUUGGAGGAAAUACAAGAAUAGAAGAGGCUUGUGAAAUGUAUACGAGAGCUGCAAACAUGUUCAAGAUGGCCAAAAAUUGGAGUGCUGCAGGAAAUGCCUUUUGUCAGGCAGCCAAGUUGCAUAUGCAGCUACAGAGCAAGCAUGAUUCUGCUACAAGUUUUGUGGAUGCUGGAAAUGCUUACAAAAAGGCUGAUCCACAAGAGGCUAUCAACUGCUUAAAUGCAGCCAUCGAUAUUUACACAGACAUGGGAAGAUUUACAAUUGCAGCCAAGCAUCAUAUUACAAUUGCUGAGAUAUAUGAAACUGAGCUGGUAGAUAUUGAAAAGGCUAUUGCACAUUAUGAGCAAUCAGCUGACUACUAUAAAGGAGAAGAAUCAAACAGUUCAGCCAACAAGUGUCUUCUGAAGGUGGCAGCGUACGCUGCUCAACUAGAACAGUACCAGAAAGCAAUUGAAAUCUAUGAGCAGGUUGGAGCAAAUACUAUGGACAAUCCUUUGUUGAAGUACAGUGCAAAAGAUUACUUCUUUAAAGCAGCUCUUUGUCACUUCAUAGUUGAUGAAUUGAAUGCUAAGCUUGCUCUUGAAAAAUAUGAAGAAAUGUUUCCAGCAUUUACUGAUUCAAGGGAAUGCAAAUUAUUAAAAAAACUGCUAGAAGCUCAUGAGGAACAGAACAGUGAAGCUUAUACUGAAGCGGUUAAAGAAUUUGACUCAAUAUCUCGCCUGGAUCAGUGGCUUACUACUAUGUUACUUCGUAUCAAAAAGUCAAUUCAAGGGGAUGGAGAAGUGGAUGGUGAUCUGAAGUGAAUUGCCUAUAAUCUUUGUGGCAUGCAGCCUAACUCCUAUUUAUAUAUAUGUUAAUGGCCAGUGACCAUUACGGGAUACCCCAUUUCCCAUUAAUGGCUUCAUUUGUGUUGCAUAUAAACCAGAUGACUGCAUAUUGUUUAAGAUCCCUGUGUCUGUGUUAUGAUGAAGUGGAUGAAUAAGGGUCCUCUAAUGUUGUUUGUAUGUGAUGUGGAAAUAGUAUAUAUUUGUCAGAUUUCUAAAAUCUCUGGAAAAAAAUACUUCAUGAAAUAAUAUAUUUUUCAUUCCUUUUCAGUGUUUAAAGAACCCAGGUUUUAUUUUUGCUUGAUGUUUCUGUAUGGUGCCUUAGGCUUUAGCACCAACUUAAUCAUGUAAAUGUAUGCUUUGUGCAUAUGGAAUACACAUAUUAGCAUUUUAAUCUAUACUAGCUUUAAACAUGUGUAUGUAAUGGGCAGUUGUUGGGAAUGGGUUUAUCCUUUUGUUUUUUAGUUAUUACAGAACUAUCUUACUGGUGCUAGUGAUUAGCUCCUUUGCUUUUUUUUUUUAAUACCCUAUUUAUGGGCAUAAAAAAAGAUUAUGUAGUGAUCUGGGUCUGUUGGUAUUACUUGUCAUGGGUAUAGGGACAGCCAACAGUUUAUUUUUCUCAGGCUAGGAAAUUAAAAUCAAAUUCAAUCAUCAUCACAUGCACAUAUACAUGCACAUUGCUGAAAAACUCAUGAGGAACAGAACAUGAAGUUGGUCCAUGCAAAGAUUUUUAGAGACCUUGGCAUCAUGGCUAGAGUGCUAAAUUUAAAAGUCAGAAAAUUUCAGUUCAAACCCAGUUUCUGACACCUAUUAUUAGCUGUGUGACUAUGGGCAAGUCACUUAAUAAUAUCUUUGAGCUUGUUUCCUUACCUAUAAAAUGCUGAUACUACCUAUGGUACCUACCUCACACUGUUGUUGUGAGGCCUUAAAUAAGAUAAUGUAUAUGAAUUAUUUUGCAAACUUUUAAUUACUAUUUAAAUAUCAGUUAUUAUUAUUAUGCCCAUGUACUAUAAUAGGUAUUUGAAAAUUUGCUACAGCAUAUUUUUUCCUUUUUUUCCAUUUGAAGUGUUAGAACAUUUUUCAAGUAAUAAAAAAAAGUGUAUUAUAGUGACCAUGUGAUAGUAAUUGAAAUAUUCCAUUAACCUCUAAACAAAUGUCUGUAUAUAGACACAGAAAAAAAAAUUCACACUCCUAGCUGUUAUUUGUUGUACAAAUUACUAUAUGUAGAUAGUAUAAUAAGAUUUCCAUUUCCUCACUGUGUGUACACAUAAAGUAUAUGUGUAUUCUAUAUAAAAUAGUUGUUUCAUUAGGAAAUUUUUCUCAUUUUUGACUUAUGGUUGAAAUUGCUUCCAUCUCCAGAGUCACCAAAAAAAAAAUAGUUUUGAUGACUUUUUCAGUGCCACUUAACUCUGCUAAGAUGUGCUCUUUUCUAUACAUUUGUGUUAUGUCAGGGAAAGGGGAGACUUUUAGGAUUAUUGGCAAUGAGUUAGAUGUAUUUAUUUGGUUUAAUUAGUGAGUCGGGUGUUGCUCUUUUUAGGAAGUAAAAAUAAUUUGCUAGGGGACCAUCAUGAAUCUCUCAGCAGAUGACUGUAUAUUUGAAAUGUUUCAGUGUUUGAAGCUAUUUGGGUUAUCUAUCUUUUCAGUCUUCGUAUACAAAUCUAUCCUAGCUGUUAGGUUAUGAAACAGAUGCUGUAUGUAGACAUAGUCAUGUUUCUAGCCUAUUACUGUUCUGCUGUUAAUAUUUCUUAGGCUGAAAUGGCCAUAUUGAUAUUUUUAGAUAGCCUGUUGUAAACUGUAUUUCCCUAUUAAAGACAUAAAUGUUUUGGGUGACAAUGGAGCAAUCACAAGUACUAGUGAUGUGGAAUUUGAAUGUAUGUUAUGUUGUUUUGUGGACAUUCCCAAUUUAAAAGAUCUCUUCAUAAUCGCUGCUUGUAUUCUUAAAUGGUAACAGAAUAAUUUUCCUUGAAUUAAAACAAUGGUGUAUUUUAGAGACCCAGAAAGACAAAAAAUGGAUAUUAUUGGAGAUGUAAGAUGGAAUUGGUUAUAAAUCUUGGUGGUGAACAGGUGACUCUUCUAUACAUAGCAAUACUGAGUGUUUUUACUUUGUAUACUUUUUCCUGCCUAUUUUUAGCCACUUGGUAAUUAAAUAAAGAACAAGGUUAGUUAAUUUUGCCAUGAUUUUAGCUUUACAGAAUUGUAUGUAAUUUCUGGGCUUUUCAUUCUGGUUUAUUCCCCACCUGUAACUGCAUGCAUAUCACAGGGAAUCCAUUGCCAGAAAGUCCAAUGGACUGCCCUUUCCAAAAUACAUUGGAGAAGAAAAAGUAAGGAAAAUAAACCCUGAUUUGGCAGCUUUUCAAAUAUUAUUUUGGCAGUUCUUUUUCAGUUUUUAGAAAACUAAAAAAUGUCAUCAUGAAAUGUCUGUGUAAUGAUUGUUGAAAUUACAUGCUCAGAGGCAUCAAGAGAUUUAUUUACAGAUUACUGUGAGAAUUUGGUUUAAUACCAUUUCUAACUUUGGAAAGAAACACUUCUCACUAAAUUUAUACACUGAUUUCAUCUGCCUGCUUCUCUUCUGCAAAUGUAUUUUUUUUAAAUUUUUCUAGGCAAUGGGAUUAAGUGACUUGCCCAAGGUCACACAGCUAGUAAGUGUU
Molecule: messenger RNA, 3597 nt
Organism: Phascolarctos cinereus (koala)
Lineage: Eukaryota; Metazoa; Chordata; Mammalia; Diprotodontia; Phascolarctidae
Gene: NAPB
Product: NSF attachment protein beta
Biological process (GO): SNARE complex disassembly; intracellular protein transport; regulation of synaptic vesicle priming
Cellular component (GO): vacuolar membrane; synaptobrevin 2-SNAP-25-syntaxin-1a complex; terminal bouton
Molecular function (GO): syntaxin binding; soluble NSF attachment protein activity
Source: RefSeq, a predicted model, not a curated record